Messenger RNA from Heterobasidion irregulare TC 32-1, 1108 nucleotides. RefSeq lists its product as uncharacterized. The coding region runs from base 1 to 1008 and encodes 335 amino acids. Lineage: Eukaryota; Fungi; Basidiomycota; Agaricomycetes; Russulales; Bondarzewiaceae. The transcript has 6 exons. The record is from RefSeq and is a predicted model, not a curated record. Gene Ontology annotation, molecular function: hydrolase activity, acting on carbon-nitrogen (but not peptide) bonds, in linear amides.
AUGACUCGCCCACUCAGAGUCGCUGCCGUCCAAGUCGGGCGCAUUGAUCGCGACACGCCGCGUGUCGAGGUGCUCGCACGUUUGACAGCCCUCCUCGAAGAAGCUGCUUCAAAGGGCGUCCAGCUCGCUGUUUUUCCGGAGGUCACAUUCACCACGUUCUUUCCUCGGUAUGUUUUCACUCCGAGUGAGGCAACCGAGUUGAAUGCGUUCUAUGAAGUCGAGCACCCAGAGACCGGAAUUGUGGGCUCGACUAACGUGAAGGCUUUCUUCGAGCGAGCAAACGAGCUAGGAGUGGAUGUCGUUGUUGGGUACGCGGAGAAGUCUCCCGAAGGCACACCAUACAACACCGCCAGCUACGUGUCAAAGGGGAAAGUUCUCUCCAAGUACCGCAAGGUACACCUUCCUGGGACAUCUGAGCCUGUUAGCGAUCCAAAUGCAACGAAUCAGCUUGAAAAGCUCUACUUCCGUCCUGGAAAUUUAGGCUUCCAAGCAUUCAGAGCGCCGCACCUGAAGCACGAGACGAGAAGUCCGAUUGUGGGAAUGAUGAUUUGCAACGACCGAAGGUGGGCUGAGGGGUGGAGGUGCUAUGGGAUGCAGGGAACAGAAAUAAUGUGCAUCGGAUUUAACACUACUGCCUAUGCCCCUCUGCUGUGGGGGUCUGCUGAUAUGACGCAAGAUCAAUCCCGCGUGGAAGCAAUAUUCCACCAUAAACUCGUUGUUCAAUCCAACUCAUACAGCAACUCAACAUUCUGUAUCACCUCUGCACGCUGCGGCUGGGACGAUGGAAAGUUUGAACUCAUCACGGGCAGCAUGAUUGUUGAUCCAAACGGCCACAUCGUCGCGGAGAACAAGACCGACGGAGACGAAGUGGUGGUUGCCGAUAUUGAUCUAGAUGCCUGCGUGCAAGGAAAGACGAAGAUGUUCUGCUUCGAGAAGCACCGGCGCCCGGAACAUUAUGGCCUCAUAUCGGAAAGGGCUGGUGUUGUUGAGCCUGAAGAAGUUGCUUGAUCCUCUGGUGUGUAUGGCCAUGUCGUAUGUGUUAAGUUCUUGUGUAGGGAGCGUGUACAUUGUCAGCAUCGCUUGAUACUGGACGCGACGCGACUGAAUC